Molecule: messenger RNA, 1482 nt
Organism: Podarcis muralis (Common wall lizard)
Lineage: Eukaryota; Metazoa; Chordata; Lepidosauria; Squamata; Lacertidae
Source: RefSeq, a predicted model, not a curated record
AUGGAGCUUGGAGGGGCACUGAGCAUCUUCCUGGCCAUCUGUGGCUCCUGCUUGCUCCUCAUCUCAGCAUGGAAGAGGAUGCACAAGGAAGGCAAGUUGCCCCCUGGGCCAACGCCCUUGCCUUUCAUCGGCAACUUGCUGCAAAUCAAAACCAGCGAGCCCUUUAAGUCCUUUCUGGCGCUGCAGAAAAAAUAUGGUCCCGUGUUCACGGUGUACCUUGGGCCGCGGAGAGUUGUGGUUCUGUGUGGACAUGAGGCAGUGAAGGAAGCUUUGGUGGACCAAGCUGAGGAGUUCAGUGGUCGGGGGAUGGCUUCUAUUGACCGCAACUUCAAUGGCUUUGGAGUUGCUUUGGCCAACGGGGAACGGUGGAGGCAGCUGCGUCGCUUCUCCCUCACCACCCUGAGGAAUUUUGGGAUGGGGAAACGGUCCAUUGAGGAGCGGAUCCAGGAGGAGGCCCAGUACCUGCUGGAGGAGUUUAGGAAAACUAAAGGACUGCCCUUUGAUCCCACCUUCUUCCUAAGUCGCACAGUCUCCAAUGUCAUCAGCUCCGUUGUCUUUGGCAGUCGCUUUGACUAUGACGACAAGGUUUUUCUCUCCUUGUUGCGCAUGAUCAAUGAGAGCUUCAUCGAGAUGAGCACUCCUUGGGCACAGCUCUACGACAUGUAUUCCUGCGUCAUGCAAUACUUGCCCGGGAGACACAACCGCAUCUACUACCUAAUCGAGGAGCUCAAGGAUUUCAUUGCAGAGAGAAUAAAAAAGAACCAGGCGACACUCGAUCCCAACAACCCACGGGAUUUCAUUGACUGCUUCCUUACCCAGAUGGAGAAGGAAAAAGAGAACCCUUCCAGUGAAUUCAACCUGAAGAAUCUGGUCCUCACCACCCUCAACCUGUUCUUUGCUGGGACAGAGACGGUCAGCUCCACUCUGAGAUACGGAUUCCUCUUCUUGAUGAAACACCCAGAAGUGGAAGAGAAGGUCCACCAGGAAAUUGACCACAUCAUUGGCCUCAACCGCAUCCCUGCCAGCGAAGACAGGAUGAACAUGCCCUACACAGACGCCGUCAUCCAUGAGAUCCAGAGACUGACAGACAUAGUCCCCAUGGGAGUGCCACACACUGUGAUGCGAGACACUCAGUUCCGGGGGUACCACCUCCCCAAGGGCACCGAUGUCUUCCCCUUAUUAGGCUCAGUCUUACGUGACCCCAAAUAUUUCAGCAACCCCCAGAAGUUCAACCCUGGGCACUUCCUGGAUGAGAAAGGGCGCUUUAAGAAGAACGAUGCUUUUGUGCCAUUUUCUUCGGGGAAGCGCGUCUGCCUGGGGGAAGCCAUGGCCCGCAUGGAGCUCUUCCUCUAUUUCACCACCAUCUUGCAAAGCUUCUCUCUGAAGUCCCUUGUGCCUGCAAAGGACAUUGACCUCUCCCCCAAACUGAGUGGCUUUGGGAACAUCCCCCCAACAUAUGAGCUGUGCUUGGUGCCUCGCUGA